GCUAGGCAAAAUCAGCCGGAGCGUGGAGCUACUUCCAGUGGGGUGCAAUAUCUCCGAUUAGUUGGCCCCGCGAGCUGAGCAGCGACGGAUCGUUUUUCGCCCAAGAAAUACGCAUUGAAGCAAUAUGGCAGAAGUAAGACAAGCGGAUAUCGAGGAGUUGUAUAACUUUAUCCACCCCCUGGCCAUCGAAGCCGGCGAGAUCCUCGUGGAGGGCUACGAGAUGGCCAGUAAAAACGUCUCCAUCAAAGGCGAUUUCUACGACGUGGUUACCGACUACGACAACAAGAUCGAGGACUUUUUAAUGGAGAAGAUUUUGGCCAGGUACCCGGAACACAAGUUCAUCGGUGAGGAGGCGACGGCCAAGAACAACAACGUGUCCGGGGAGCUGACGGAUGCUCCAACCUGGAUCAUAGAUCCCAUCGAUGGUACUUCUAACUUUAUCAAACAGAUUCCACACGUUUGCGUCUCAAUCGGUUUGGCGAUCAACAAACAAAUCGUGGUGGGGGUGAUCAACAAUCCUGUUCAGAAAAAGCUCUUCACAACGAAACUGGGUCAAGGCGCCUUUUGCAAUGGCAAACCCAUCCAUGUAAGCAACUGCGAGAGCGUUAAGGAUGCCAAUGUGGCCUACGAAGUGUCCCUGCUGCAUGUCCAUUCGGUGGCCAACAAGCACAUCAAAAGGAUCUACCAUAUGGGAUUAAAUGCCAGACGACUUGUGGCCUACUCUUGUGUGGUGGAUGAGCUGUGCAUGGUGGCCGCUGGCAAUCUGGAUGCCUUCUACAUUGAGGACAUGUAUCCCUGGGACUGUGCCGCCGGUUCCCUGCUGGUUAAGGAGGCGGGAGGCGUGGUAACACACCCCUCUGGCGGACCAUUUGACAUUAUGAAGCCGGAUCUAAUCUGCGCCGGCACGGAGAAGUUGCGCAAGGAAAUCGAAGACCUUCUACGCAAGGGAGACCAGGAGGAGUCCGUAGGAGGGAAGCCGGUGCAGAAGUAAUUUAAGCAAGGCAGGCACGAUCUUAAUUAAAAAGCUUGGGGUCAGCUCACUGUCAAUUGGCGCUCGAAGCUCUUCAACUGCGGAGCUUUUAGAUAUAUUCCAGCUUUGAUCGCCGGCAGCUGUUCCCCGAUACACUUUAAAAAGGCGGGAAAGCAAGGCACUCUCACUUGAGACUUUGAAACUCCACUCCUUAUGAUAAUACCAUAAUUUUAAGCAGUAAGCUGUCAAAUAAAUCAAGAAAGGUUACCUAAAUGGAAAACUUUGUAUUUCUAUACUCUUUUAACAAGUUUCCAAAAUAUCCCAUUUGGUCAUACUUAUAUCCAGAGUCAAAUAUCCCUCUGAAGAAAGGUAGCAAAGCGAUAUUUUCCAUAAAAGUUAAUAUUAAUCCCAUGCAUUACCUAAAGUCAAAAAAGGUUUGUUAAGAAAUCAUUAAUCUUCCAAUUUUGUAUAAUAUGCUAAUUUUAUAGGAUAUAAUAUGAUUCCUUUCUAUUUUUAAAGAUAAAUCUCUAGAUACGCAUAUGUGUUUCUAAAAUUCCCAAAAACAUAAUUGAAAAUCUCUCGCUUCCUAAUAACUGAUGAUAAAAACAAAAUAUCUAAGAAUGAUCAAUGCUUGUACUGAGCUAUUGU
Messenger RNA from Drosophila teissieri, 1618 nucleotides. Its product is annotated as inositol monophosphatase 3. Gene Ontology annotation, biological process: inositol metabolic process; signal transduction; phosphatidylinositol phosphate biosynthetic process. The transcript is spliced from 2 exons. Lineage: Eukaryota; Metazoa; Arthropoda; Insecta; Diptera; Drosophilidae. The record is from RefSeq and is a predicted model, not a curated record. Bases 125 to 991 code for a protein of 288 amino acids. Gene Ontology annotation, molecular function: inositol monophosphate 1-phosphatase activity.